Molecule: messenger RNA, 6139 nt
Organism: Ziziphus jujuba (common jujube)
Lineage: Eukaryota; Viridiplantae; Streptophyta; Magnoliopsida; Rosales; Rhamnaceae
Product: putative disease resistance RPP13-like protein 1
Biological process (GO): defense response to other organism
Molecular function (GO): protein binding; ADP binding; transferase activity
Source: RefSeq, a predicted model, not a curated record
CCGAAUUGAGGCUAACGUGCGCCAGCCUGAUUCCGUACCGUUAGCCAUGGCAGCGAGAAACCAGUCUCACCCUCAGCAUCACAACCAGAUGAAGAAGAAAGUCCCUCUCUUCCCUUUACUCUCCCUUCUCUGCUUCGUCUCCAUCUUCUUCCUCCUCUCUCUCAUUCGGAAGACCUCCAUUCCUUCGCAAUCUCCUCGUCACCAGCAACAGAGCUUCCAAUUCCACGACAUCGAUGGGUCAGCCGGGAACCCAUCCUCUGGGCCCUGCGGCUACUCCGACGGGUCGUGGGUUUACGACCAGAGUGCCAGACCUUCGAGGUAUGACAACACCUGCAAGGAGAUAUUCAAGGGCUGGAACUGCAUCUCCAGCAACAAAUCCAACGCUCGCGAUCUCAUCAAGUGGCGGAGGAAGCCCACGCAGUGUGAUCUCCCUCCCUUCGAUCCGGCGUCGUUUCUGCAGAAGUACAGGGACACCAGCAUUGGGUUUGUUGGUGAUUCCUUGAAUAGGAAUAUGUUUGUUUCGCUUUUCUGCUCUCUAAGAAGCAUCUCGAAUGAGGUGAAGAAAUGGCGGCCGGCAGGAGCUGAUCGUGGGUUUACGUUUUUUCAGUAUAAUCUCACCAUUGCAUAUCAUCGAACUAACCUUUUGGCGCGAUAUGGUAGGUGGUCAGCUAAUACCAAUGGUGGUGAUUUGGAAUCUCUUGGGUUUAAAGAGGGUUAUAGGGUUGAUGUUGACAUCCCAGGAGGCACAUGGGCAGAUGCUCCUAGGUUUCAUGACAUUCUAAUCUUAAACACAGGACACUGGUGGUGGGCUCCCUCAAACUUUGACCCAGUAAAAUCACCCAUGCUUUUCUUUGAAAAUGGUCAACCUGUGAUUCCUCCAAUAUCCCCUGAAGUGGGCAUUGAUAUUGUUUUGAAGCACAUGGUAUCAUUUAUCGACAAGAGAAUGCGCCCUGGUUUGAUCAAAUUCUUCCGUACACAAUCACCUAGACAUUUUGAAGGAGGUGACUGGAACCAAGGUGGUUCUUGUCAACGGUUGGAACCUUUGUCGCCAGAGCAGGUUGAAGAACUCUUCUCGCUGAAGAAUAAUGGAACAAAUAUUGAACCACGUUUGGUAAAUCAGCACCUAUUCAAGGCUCUUAAGGGGUCUGAUUUUCGUAUUUUGGAUAUUACCCGUAUGAGUGAGUUCAGAGCAGAUGCACAUCCAUCUACAGCCGGGGGGAAGAAGCAUGAUGAUUGUAUGCAUUGGUGCUUACCAGGAAUUACUGAGACUUGGAAUGAGUUGUUCAUAGAGCAUCUAAAUAACAUUAAGGUGGUGUUUGGCAAGAUAUAUUCCAAGGAUGUCCGUAACAUCAUCCGGAGAAAGAAACUCGAUAACACGCUGCUCGAGAACUUGAGGAUUAAGUUGCUGUCAGCUGAGUGGGUGCUGAAUGAUGCUGAGGAGAAGCAAAUAAAAAACCGAGAUGUGAGGAAGUGGCUUGCUAACCUGAAGGAAGUAAUCUAUGAUGCAGAUAACUUGUUGGACGAGAUCAAUACUGAAGCUUUGCGAUGUGAGAUUGAAGGUGAAUCUGAAAACACCUCACAACAGGUACUGAAUUUCAUCUCAACUCCAUUUACUGCAUUUAACAAACCGGAUGUCGAGUCGAAGAUAGAGGAAAUCCAUCGUAGAUUGGAUAUUAUUUUACAGCAAAAGGAUGUCCUUGGCCUCAAACUAGGUGUUCAAAACAAACCUCCACGAAGAACACCUUCAACUUCUUUAGUAGAAGAAUCUGCUGUGUAUGGCAGGAGUGAUGACAAAAAUGCCAUCCUUGAUUUGUUGCUAUCAGAUGAAGUUGGUGGCAAUAAGAUUUCGGUGAUUCCCAUAGUGGGUAUGGGCGGGAUUGGCAAGACCACCCUUGCUCAGCUCAUUUACAAUAGUGACGAUGUAAUGAACCAUUUUGAGAUCAAAGCAUGGGCUUGCGUCUCAGAUGAUUUUGAUGUUUUUGGAACCACAAAAAUAAUUUUUGAGUCGAUUACAUCUCAAACAUGUGAUAUUACAGACUUAAAUCGACUUCAAGAAAACUUAAAGCAGAAGUUGGUGGAAACGAAAUUUCUCUUUGUUUUAGAUGAUGUUUGGAAUGAGGAUUAUAUUGAGUGGGAUAAGUUGAAAAGUCCUUUUGAAUUUGGAGCACGUGGAAGUAAAAUCAUUGUGACAACACGCAGUGACAAAGUUGCAAAUAGGGUGCGGAAUGUUCUGAGUUAUACGCUAAAAACAAUGUCUGAAGAUGACUGUUGGUUGAUAUUCGUAAAGCAUGCCUUUGGUAAUAUAGAGCCAGGUGCACAUCCCGAUUUGGUAGAAAUUGGUAGAAAACUUGUGAGAAAGUGUCAAGGUCUUCCAUUGGCCAUAAAAUCCCUUGGUGGUCUCUUGCGUAAUGAAGAAAAUCCACAUGAAUGGGAGAGAAUUCUAAAGAAUGACAUAUGGGAGUCAUCUCAAAAGGAACAUGACAUUCUUCCAUCCCUUUGGUUGAGCUAUUAUUAUCUGCCUCAACAUCUUAAAAGAUGUUUUGCUUACUGCUCAAUUUUUCCAAAGGAUUAUUUCUUUGAGAAAAAAGAUCUAAUUUUACUGUGGAUGGGAGAAAAUCUUUUGGAGCCGCUUAAAAAUAAGACUGCAGAAGAAGUUGGAGAGGAAUACUUCAACGAUCUGCUCUCAAGGUCAUUGUUUCAGGGCACUGAGAGUGGCAAGUUUACUUUGCAUGACCUUGUCAAUGAUUUGGCUAUGUUUGUAUCCGGUGACUCUUGUUUUAGGUUGGAUAACAAUGUCUCAGAAGUUGCAAGAAAGAGUACUCGUCAUUUGUUACAAUGUGGCAGCCAUUAUAUCAAGAAUUUGAAUUUUGAGGAUUUAUGUAAUAAGAAGAUAUUGCGCACUCUGAUAUUGAAAGAUAUUUAUCCAUCUGGAUACGUGAUAGAUAUUCUUGAAAAGUUGCAAUCAAUGCAGUACUUGAGAGUGCUUGAUGUAUGUCAAGAUCGUUAUUAUAUGGUGCUCAACUCGAUUGUACUUGAAAGUUCUCGCAUGACAAUGGUGCUCAACUCAAUUGCCAGUUUGAAGCUCUUAAGAUAUCUGAGGUUCGUUUGUGCUGGAAUUAAAGAAAUACCUGAUUCAAUUUGUACUUUGUACAAUUUACAGACAUUAAUUCUAAGAGAGUGUGGCAUCACUAGGUUGCCAGAUUCAAUUGGCAAUUUGAAACAUCUAAGGUAUUUGGACUUAAGUCGGUCUCCGAUUAAUAAGAUACCAGAUUCAAUUGGCAAUUUGGAACAUUUAAGCCAUUUGGACUUGAGUAGUACUCGGAUUGAAAAUAUACCCGACACGGUAUGUAAUUUGCAUGAGUUGCAUACAUUGAACUUGUACGGUUGUUACAGUCUUAAACGUUUGCCAAAUAGCAUCACAACUCUAAUCAACUUGCGCCAUCUCAGUAUUUCGGACACUCCCCACACCGCUAUGAUCUUGCAAGAAUGGCCAGCAUUGAGAGAGAUGCCACCCCAAAUGUGCAAGUUGAAAAAUCUGCAAACAUUAGCAGCGUUUGUCGUAGGAAAAGAUAGCGGAUCCAAUAUUAAAGAGCUGGGUGAGCUUCAACAUCUGCAGGGACCUGAUCUUUUUAUCGAAGGACUUGAGAAUGUAAUAAAUGAGGAAGAUGCUUCGGGGGCCAAAUUGGAGGAUAAGAAGCGUAUUAUUCGACUGCGUUUGGGGUGGAAGGGUGAUAGUGACGAUUCGCAGCUAGCACGAGAGGUUUUGGACAGACUCCAACCGCAUACAAAUCUGGAGGAAUUAUUUAUUCGGGGGUAUGGAGGUACAAGCUUCCCGCCUUGGGUUGGACACCAUUCAUUUUUUUGUAUAAAAUACUUAGGGCUGUUUGAUUGUAGAAACUGUUGUUGGUUGCCUGCACUGGGACAGCUACCUUCCUUGGAAUCCCUCAAGAUUGAUGGAUUUAAUAUGUUGGAGAAGAUAGGCAAUGAAUUUUACAGUGACAGUGAUGGUUCUUCUUCUUCUUCUUCUUCUGCGAUCACUAAACCAUUCAAAUCGUUAAAAAUCUUGCAGUUUUCACGUAUGGCAGAGUGGAGGAAGUGGUCAGUGGUGGAAGUUGAAGGUAACAGAGACGAAGGUCGUGGAGUUUUCUCAAACCUUAAGGAGCUUCAGUUGGCAGACUGUCCGAAGUUAAAAAGGGAGUGCUUACCGGAUUAUUUUUCUUCUUUGGAAACUCUUACGAUAUGGGGAAGUCACCACCUGGCGGCCUCACUCUCACGGCAUCGAUACCCAUCGUUGCGUGUAUUGAGAAUAUUGUUUUGUAAAAAAAUGAAGACAUUCCCGGAAGGGAGGUUGCCCUCCGAUAUACAAUCAAUUGAUAUUUCGGGAUGCGAUGAACUGGCGUCACUUUCGGACGAGGGAUGGCCUUCCAAUUUAAAAUCACUUCAAAUUAGAAAUUGUUCGAAGCUCUUUGUACGGAGCAACAUCGCGCAGUGCAAUCUGGGAAUGCUCACCUCUCUUACAUCCUUACAUAUCGGUCAUAUAAAUGAAGUGGAUACAUUUCCGGAGAAGGAAGGCCAGCUUCCCACCUCUCUCACUUCUCUUGAUCUAUCUGUUAUUCCAAACCUUAAAUCCCUACAUGGAAAGGCCUUCCAACAGCUCACCUCCCUUCGAAAGAUGUCGAUUAAUCUGUGCGAACGGCUCCAGUGCUUGCCAGAAGAAAGACUGCCCGCAUCUAUUUCUGAGUUGAGGAUCAGCGGUUGUCCAUUGCUAACGCCACGGUGCCAGAGAGAAACAGGGGAGGAUUGGCCCAAAAUCCAUCACAUCCCGAGCAUAAUCAUAGGUUCGCGUAAAAUAUGAUUACAAUCAUGUCCUAUAUAUGUCCGCCUUCUCUGUACACAUUUCAGUCGUGAUUACUUAUUUCGUGCAAUGGGCCAAAACCUGGUGCUAUUUCGCACGCACAAUGGGAUAAGGGAUUUCCUUCAAAGUUUCCACAUUCAAAACAUCCUUCUUCCUUCUAUCACCUGCAAUGCUUGCCAUAAGAAGAAGUCCAUUUCCUGUAAUAUAUCCUCUGUUAUCUGCCGCUAUCAUCCUGGAUAGAAGAAAUAGAAAACGCGUUAUAAUUUUGGAAGCAAACUGUUGUCGUUCACAGUAGCUGAUUCAAAAACCUAACUCUUUUCGGUUUUGAAAUACAGUUCUAGCUCUUCUUCACCAAUUCAGCGUUCAGUUAGCAUCCCCUGCACAACUGAUUGUAUUUCAGAUGUUUGAGUUCCCAAAGAUGGACUUUUUAAGUUUAUACAGGAAAACUCAGGAUUUUAAGGCAUAUCACAGCAGGUGUACUGCCAAUUGUAACAUAUCUGCCACUAUUUGAUGUCAACAGUUGGUGGCCUCAUUUACAAGAUGUCAAUAUGCGGGCGCUGCAUUUUCAUCUCCUUGGAAUUCGAAGACAACGGGUUUCCCAAAAUGUUUCGUCCAGUGGAGAAUUUGGGUUUUCCUGUAAUUUGGAUUCACUUGAAAUUACCAGCUGCAAAAUCGAUCUUCGCAAACUGCUUUCACUGGGGUCUCCAAACUAUCAGUUUUGCUCAUAUACUAUGUAAAUGUAAAUGUAAACAUGUUUAGGAUUCGCUCUCAGAGGAGGGUCUGCUUCGAGCUUAUGUGGUUGAACUCUUCCUAUACCAUUUUCCAAACCUUAAUCCUUAGGCAGAAAGGAUUUUCAACAUCUUAAGAGUUGUCCAUUUCUUACUGUGGCGAGUUACAGUGCUUGCCCGAAGGAGGGCUGCCCACUUGUAUUUCUUAUUUGAAAAUCUAUGGAUGUCCUUUGCUAACCCAAUGGUGGCAAUGCAGUGAGAAAAGGGGUAGUAUUUGCCCAAGUUUUUCCCCUAUGUUAGGACUGAUGAUGAGCUGAUAUGAAGUGCAUUGAGCAGAUUUGUCCAUCCCUACUUGCCAUACAAUCAAAUUUUGAGUUUGUAAUUUCUGUUUCCAAAAGUGACUGGAUCGCAUUUCUGAUGAAAUUAUCAUUGACUAGGAAUUUAUUUAUUUAAUUUUUUUACUGUAAGUAUUACUUAUACAAGUUGUUGUUUCACCUGCCUCUCAGGAAAUGCUUUUAUUUAUUUAUUUUUUUAAUUUAUAUUGAUUCACAAGUCA